Messenger RNA from Struthio camelus australis, 2980 nucleotides. The record is from RefSeq and is a predicted model, not a curated record. Lineage: Eukaryota; Metazoa; Chordata; Aves; Struthioniformes; Struthionidae.
UCUGUAGAAGCUGCUUGGUGAAGUAUUUGGAGGAAAACAACACCUGUCCAACAUGUAGAAUUGUUAUACAUCAGAGCCAUCCAUUACAGUAUAUUGGUCAUGAUAGAACAAUGCAAGAUAUUGUUUACAAACUUGUGCCAGGCCUCCAAGAAGCGGAAAUGAAAAAGCAGAGGGAAUUCUACCACAAACUGGGUAUGGAAGUACCAGGGGACGUCAAAGGGGAGACAUGCUCUGCAAAGCAACAUCUAGAUUCACAUCGCAAUGGUGAAAAUAAAACAGAUGAAAAUUCAAACAAAGAAACUUCUGAGGAAAAACAGGAAGAAGAUAAUGACUAUCAUCGAAGUGAUGAACAGGUAAGCAUCUGCCUGGAAUGUAAUAGCAGCAAAUUACGUGGAUUGAAACGAAAAUGGAUCCGCUGCUCAGCACAAGCAACAGUCUUGCAUCUAAAGAAGUUCAUUGCUAAAAAACUUAACCUUUCUUCUUUUAAUGAGCUGGAUAUAUUAUGCAAUGAAGAGAUCCUUGGCAAGGACCACACACUCAAGUUUGUAGUUGUUACUAGAUGGAGAUUUAAGAAAGCACCUCUACUUCUACAUUACAGACCCAAAAUGGACUUGCUGUAAGAGGACUUUAUUGUCCUUCUGGACACAGUUUUUUGCAGAGACUAUCAUCUGGCACCUUAGUGCAGCACUUAACUCUCACAUGACGCAAACCAGCAGAAUCACUUUGGAAGACUGUAGUGCUUUCAUAGCAGAGUGUCCUUUUGAAUAUUUCUUCUAGGGACAUGCUGCCCAGAUUUUUGGACAAAAAUAUUUAUACUUUUUUUUUGUACAAAUGGAAUAAAUUACAACUCAACAAGACUCUACCAGCACCAUGUUUACAGAUAGUGAAAACACUUCACAGUUCCAUGGAGCUCAGCCUGAUUCAUCUCUUUGUAGUUACACAAAAAUAAGUUUAAAAUGUGGGAGUGAUUUAAAAUGUUACUUUUAACACCAAAUUACUACAUUUAGGGUUUUUUUUUGUCUUGAAACUUUAAAACUUAUUUCAGUAUGUUUUUCUAAGGUGUUCUUGUUUUAUGUAGUAUGCCCAGUUAUGUCAGCUUUAAUCAAGCCGUCCUAUAGAGCAUUGAACAUAGCUAAUGAUAUAGUGACUGAUGAUAUUUAUUAUGCUGCAUUAAAAACUUCCUAAAAGCCUAGAGAUCCAAUAACUUCAUUAGUUUUGCACAGUGUUUGUUCUCCUUUAUUUUGUAUUUCAGUAAUGUUUUGAUACUCUCCCUUUGCAUGUUGAUUUGAGUUUAACAGAAAUUAUUUCACUUGAUUUUGAAUAUGCCUUAAUAUUUUGCCAUGGCAUAAAUUGCAUCAAAUCAUAACAAAUACUCAGAAGUGCUGAAUUUGUGAAAUUGUUUUAAAGAAAAUGCGUCUCAUAAUUGGGGCUUGCAAAAAUCAAAUUUUACUUUACGGAGAAUUUGCUAUUUCAUUAGCUGUUGAAACCAUGGCUGUUGGGCAACUUUUGUUGAUGCAGCGCAAGUUUCCAUUUAACUAGCAAAAAAUUCUUCAGUUAAUUGCAAACCAAUUCUGGAUUUCUUUUACUGAUUUCUUUAUGAAACCACAGCUUUCUUUAGCACAAUUACUAAUUAGCUUGGAGGUCAGAUUACGUUACAGGGGCACCUUCUGGCCUUAACUGAUAAUUUUGCUUGUGUCAAGCCCUGAGAAAUGCAAACUACCAUAUGUGUAUGUGUGUCUGUGUACACACGCACGCACACCUUAGAGAAUCCACCUUCAGUAGUGCUUAGCAGGAUGUUGACUGUGUUGCUUGAAAGGCUUUUUAAAAUAGUCAGCUUUAUAAAAAUGUGGUAGUAGUCGAAAGUGAUUUCUGCAAGCUGUAUGCUGUAUAGCAUUAUAUAUAGUAUGGAUAUGUGUCUGACACAGGAUCUCAAGUCACUGAAAAGAAGAUAUGCAGUAUUAUUGGCAGCUGGAGGCUAUUAAUUUUCUAACUCUUAGAAGAGUUUUUCUGUCAGCUGAAAAUGGCAGUUGUUACAUUUUUUUAUUCUUCCAUAAAAUGUCAAUGGCUAAGAAAAUCAGUAUGCCUGUUAGCACUGUCCUGCUUCCUCCAGCUGUGUUCUCCUCCUCUGCAAGAAAGCAUUGCUUAAUGUUACUCGAUAAUAGGAGGUUGAUCCCGCAAGAGGCUUAUUCAAGUAUUGGAAGUCCUGUUGCUUCUUGAGUUCUCCAAGCACCAUGUUCCUCUGCAUGUCUUCCAUGCUUUUCUUAAUUGGAAUUUUCAGUUCCUCUUUCCUAGUUCUGCUGCCAAAGGGAAGUUCUAAGUUCACUUGUUUGUCUUUGGAAACAGGGUUCCUUGUUUUAAAUUAUAACCAUAGCUGUGAAUGGUGAGGAAAUCAAAAGAAAUACAAAGAAAGAAAAAGAGCCUACUGAACAAUGGGGAUGGUCAAGAGAGCUGCAGUAAGGUCAGUGAAGUACUGCCAUCUCUGUGAAUGAGGACGUGAGACCACUAUAUUUGAACACCUAAGUUAGACAGGACUUCUUCACAUCAAGGCCUAGAGUGCGUGUGUGUGUGUGUUUGUGAUAGAAUUAGAACUUUGCUCUGGUUUUGCUGUACUGUUUCUGGACUCUCUUAUCUACAAUUUAGCUUUUAUCUAUUUUUAGCAUUAAUAGAAGUGGAGAAAGAAGACAGAUGAGAUCUAUUUAGUCUUUUUUUUUUUUGGCAAUUUUUCACUGAAAAGUGAAUGCAGAUGAUAUGGAUGUGUACACAAAUUGUCAUAAUAUGCCUUUCUGGAGCUGUUAAUGUGACUAUCGUUGCACAUUUCCCAGUGUGAAUCAGGGGCUAGUUCUAGUUGGUGAGCCCCCCAGAGAGUGCAAAUAUGGUUAUAAGCAUCCAUCCUCCAUGCACUCCAAAUGUACAGAUACUGGGCUAUCCCUGACGUAGACGUGGAAAUCAAGCCCAUAGACUAUGUAAAUGCCUAAUUAAU